Messenger RNA from Sesamum indicum (sesame), 1677 nucleotides. The record is from RefSeq and is a predicted model, not a curated record. NCBI's taxonomy places the organism in Eukaryota, Viridiplantae, Streptophyta, Magnoliopsida, Lamiales, Pedaliaceae.
GCAAAAGACCUCCUAUUCACAUUAAACUCAAACUUGGAGUCCCCUGAGAUAAUCUGGAAUUCCUCCACUCGAGCAGAACUUUUGAAAUUUGUGGAAGAGCAGCGUGCAAGCCUCAGUUAUCAUGGUUCAUAUGACCUUAACAUGGUUCAUAUGACCUCAAAGAUUCGCAUUCCUUUGUUUAUGAAGCAUUAUCUAAGGAGCUCUAUAUUGGCAAAGUGUACUUGAGAGUCUAUAAUGACCAACCAGAUUUUGAAAUUAGUGAGCCUGAGGACUUCUGUAUUGCCCUUGUUGAUUUUAUAUCACAUCUAGUCCAUAAUGCACCCGCUGCAAGCAUGGAUACUCAUGUUAAUAGUGAUGUAUCCACUGAUGGAUCUGCUGAGCAGCAUUCUUCUGAUGAUUCUUCAGCAUCACUUGAUGGGAAAAGCUUGGAGAGGGAGGAUUUGGAAUUAGUUAAAAAUCUUCAAUACGGUCUGCUAUCCCUUCAGCACUUGUUGACAAAGAAUCCGAAUUUAGCUUCAGUGGUCUCCACAAAGGAGAAGCUAUUGCCCCUUUUUGAAUGCUUUUUUCUUCCUGUUUCUUCAUCAAGCAACAUUCGUCAGCUAUGUCUACUUGUUUUGUCACGGUUGACAACAUAUGCACCUUGUGUGGAAGCAAUGGUCGCGGAUAGCUCUGGUUUGCUUAUUUUAUUACAGUUGCUUCACUCAUCUCCCAGCUGUCGUGAAGGAGCUUUGCAUGUUCUCUAUGCCUUGGCAAGCACGUCGGAGCUAGCUUGGGCAGCUGCAAAGCAUGGACGGGUGGUUUUCAUUCUUGAAGUUCUCUUGCCAAUACAAGAAGAGAUUCCGUUGCAGCAAAGAGCCGCAUCAACUUUGCUAUUAGUGAAGCUUGUUGGCCAGACUAUGCAUGGGCCUAGAGUGGCGAUAACUCUGGCAAGAUUUCUGCCUGAUGGCCUUGUCUCGGUAAUCAGGGAUGGUCCUGGUGAAGCAGUUGUGAUUGCUCUUGAACAAACAACAAAACUCCUGAACUAGUCUGGACUCCAGCAAUGGCUGCAUCGUUGUCUGCACAAAUAGCAACUAUGGCUUCGGAUCUGUACCGUGAACAGGUGAAAGGACGUGUUGUUGAUUGGGAUGUACCUGAGCAGGCUUCUGGCCAACAGGAGAUGAGAAAUGAACCUCAGAUCAUGUUGGAUAUCUUGGUUAUGUGCCCAAAGUUGUGUCUGCAGUAGCCUAUGGAGCAAGCAGAGAAACAAUGGCUUCAGAAACCUAUGUAUCUGUGGAUGGUUCGUCGCAACAAAUUUCACAAACUCCUCAGGAGCGAGUUCGCCUUAGUUGUUUACGUGUUCUACAUCAGUUUGCAGGUAGCACCACCUGUGCAGAAGCUAUGACAGCCACUAGUGUUGGGACACCCCGGGUAGUUCCACUUCUUAUGAAAGCGAUUGGUUGGCAAGGUGGAAGCAUGCUAGCUCUUGAAACCUUAAAGCGUGUUGUAGUUGCAGGGAAUCGAGCAAGAGAUGCACUUGUUGCACAGGGUCUCAAGGUCGGUCUUGUGGAAGUUCUUCUUGGCCUUCUUGAUUGGCGAGCUGGGGGAAGAAAUGGGCUUUGUUCACAGAUGAACUGGAAUAAGUCAGAAGCAGCAAUUGGCCGGGUUCUUGCAAUUAAGGUCUGUACCAUAUCAUGAUUU